Messenger RNA from Cottoperca gobio, 1572 nucleotides. It is a transcript of the gene etfbkmt, whose product is annotated as electron transfer flavoprotein subunit beta lysine methyltransferase. Bases 235 to 1008 code for a protein of 257 amino acids. Lineage: Eukaryota; Metazoa; Chordata; Actinopteri; Perciformes; Bovichtidae. Gene Ontology annotation, biological process: peptidyl-lysine trimethylation. The record is from RefSeq and is a predicted model, not a curated record. Gene Ontology annotation, molecular function: protein-lysine N-methyltransferase activity. The transcript has 3 exons. Gene Ontology annotation, cellular component: mitochondrial matrix.
UGGAACAUUUGUCCGACACUAUUUUUGUAUCCGUGUGGAAAACAACUAGUUGAUCUGUUGGAGCUAUACUGGGAUUUAACAGGUGUAUUACCUUGUAUCUGUCAGUGUUGUGAUGUUUUAUAGAUGUCGCUCUUUACUGACACAUCACAUGAUUGUUACCUGCAGCGAGAAACCUUAAAAGGCAGCUUUGACGCGCAAUAACGCUAGCUAGCUACAACGUUUUACAAUAAGUUAAUGGUCAUGUUGGGACUUUUAACGCCCCAAACUCGAGGUGUCAAAGUAUUUAUCAAAGCGUUUAGACAGACAAACAGACCUAGAUGUUCCUCAGUCAGCUGUCAUUCUGAUGAGUAUAUCCGCAGAUUUAUUUCAGACAACACAGAGAUAGUUGGAGACCAAAGUUUGACACCAGAAGUCAAACUAAGGCUGUUCACCCCAACAUGCAGAUUUUGGAGAGAAAGACCAGAGCUUUGGCCUUUUGAGGACCCGUACUGGGCCAUAUACUGGCCAGGAGGCCAGGCACUUUCACGGUUUCUCCUGGAUAACCCUUCAGUGUGUGGGGGUAAGACAGUUCUAGAUCUGGGGAGUGGCUGUGGAGCCACAGCUAUCGCUGCAAAACUAUGUGGUGCUGCUCAUGUAGUUGCCAAUGACAUUGACACCGUUGCAGCCGUUGCAACCCACAUGAACUUUGAGUUGAACGGCCUGGAGCCGCCUGUUUGUCAGACCAACAACAUAAUCGGUUCACAACCCGAGGGCUUUGACCUGAUCUUCCUGGGUGACAUGUUCUACGACGAGGACCUCGCCACCAGCCUUCACAGCUGGCUGGACCGCUGCAUCAAAACCCACGGCACCAAAGUCCUCAUCGGAGAUCCUGGAAGAGCCCAGUUUGAAGAGCACCGCAUUCGACGACUCCUGCAUCAGCUCGCUCAGUUUGAGCUGCCUGAGUCUGUCAGAGAGGAGAACUACGGUCUGACCUGCAGCAGGGUUUGGUGCUACCGUCCUGAACUCUGAGGACCGGGGAGAAUCCUCUUUGCAUUCAUGUUUGAAUGUGAUUAAUAAGCCAAAUGACUGUGUUAUGUGAUUAUUUUAUUUAUUUGUAUUUUCCACACUCAGGGUCACUCAGUUAUCACUUGUUGCACUACUGAAAACUAUCUCCAGAUAUGUUUUUAAGGAUGCACAUAACAUGACAAAGCAAAAUCUUCACAUGCGGAUGUUUCAUUUCCUGUUCUGUUGAUUUUUAGAUAAUAAUAGAAUGAUUGAAACAAAAUGAAACAAAAUUUUCUCCAUUUUUAUUUUUUAUAUAUUUAAGUUACACACAAUUGAUUUUGUAGAGCAGUGUCCAAAGUCACACACUUUUUACAUCCAGAUAAUUUGGGGUAAAAUCAUGUCAACCAAGCCCCACAUCUCUAGCUGACAAAAAACUAAACAAAGUCUAUGAAUUAGUGGCCAAUAUGCAGUCGCCAUAUGUUCAAUAGGCCCAUUACAUGGACAAAUAUGUAAAAUAUAUAAAACGAUGUCGUGGAAUUUCGGCCGAUUCAAACUGCAUAAGAAAUGGUGAGAUAUUACACUGAAAUA